Molecule: messenger RNA, 786 nt
Organism: Emericellopsis cladophorae
Lineage: Eukaryota; Fungi; Ascomycota; Sordariomycetes; Hypocreales; Bionectriaceae
Product: Regulator of rDNA transcription protein-like protein
Exons: 5
Coding region: 1-786 (261 amino acids)
Cellular component (GO): prospore membrane; lipid droplet; ascospore wall
Source: RefSeq, a predicted model, not a curated record
AUGGCCGACGCAAACGAACAAGGCCAGCCUACGCGUCGUGGGCGCGUCACAGACUCUAUCCGCAACAAUGCCCAGGAGGUCUUGAAGGAAGACUACACAAAGGCGCGGGGUGUGGCUCUUGAUGCUGCCAAGAGUAGAGCUUGGUUCUACCCGAUCAAGGGCAUCUUCUACUUUCUCUCUCACCGGACUCUAUGGCAGCCCUUUGUAUCCAAACUGCCGCAGUAUCUUGCUCUCUACGGCAGCGUCACGGCUGGCAUGUUCACCUUCACCUACCUCCCCCAGUUCGCCGUGCUGGUCUUUGUCAACGGACCCCUCGCUGUCUUCACCACGGUCUUCCUGAUUCUGAACGAGUCCUCCACCAUUGUCAACAUGAUAUCCAAGAACUAUCUAUUGCAGGACUCUCUGCUGGACACCUUUGACGGCACCCUGCUGACGCGCAACAAGACGGACAUGGUGAAGGAGGGCCGCGAAGUUCGCUCCGGAAGCAAUCCCAUGGCCAAGUUGGGCAAGGUUAUCAUGAGCCCUUUUGCAAAGUUUAGUCCCAAAGCGAUUGUCCGGUACUUUAUGUACUUGCCCCUCAACUUCAUCCCCGUUGUUGGCACGGCGGUAUUCGUCUUCCUCCAAGCCAAGGGACGUGGGCAAGGCGUCCAUGACAGAUUUUUCCAACUCAAGAAGUGGUCGGCUUCUCAACGUGGAGACUGGCUGAAGAAGCACACGGGGCCUUACACAGCUCUGCAGGAGCACGAGGCGCAGGAGUCGGGCCUCACCGUCGACAAGUCUCAGUGA